AUGGUAGUCUCAGCAUUUGCUCUCUUUUCCUCUAGGAUCUUAUUCUUUCUAAGCAGUAUUUAUCUUGUAAAUGCUGUAGGUGGGAGGAGCUCCAUAUUUUUAAGAGAUAAUAUAGGAGCUAGCCUAAGCCCUAGUUAUAGAUCUAUUACCUACUUUGUCAACUGGGGAAUUUAUGGCCGCAAGCUUACUCAUGUCCUCUAUGCAUUUGUGAAUGUGCAGAAUAAAACCAGAGAGGUGUAUCUUUCUAAUAUCUAUACAGACUUAGAUAAGCAUUACCCCAUGCUUCUAUCCAUUAGGGGAUGGAUAUAUUCUCAAAAUUUUACUUCACCAGCCGCCACAGAUGCAGGGCGGAAAAUAUUUGCUCAGAGCUCUGCCCUUAAUAAUUAUAGCGCGAAGCAUGCUGCUGGGAAAAAGUUCCUUCUUACAGUGGCGUCCCUGGCUGCUUAUGAUUACGCAGGAGGUAUAUUUUUAGGCAGCUCUAACCAGCAGUCAGCGCCAUUCAAUACUGAAGAGGCUGUUAAGAAUUAUCUUAGUCGCGGAGUUAUAGCAAGCAAGAUUAUUCUAGGUAUGCCUCUUUAUAGCCCUAGUAAACCUUUUUCCGGCAUAGGAGCUAAAGAACACAUAAAUAACAGUAUAAUAGUAAGCUAUAGUUAUAACUCAGAGCAGACCUUUAUCAGCUACAAUAGUCCUCAGGUUGCAGAGCUUAAAGGGCUCAGAGGUGGCAUGUGGUGGGAGAGUAGUGUUGUUCAAGCACUUAGGGGCCUAUACUACCCUCUUUCCCAAUAUGACAAUAUAUGGGGUAGGAUGCAAGAAUAG
This is a messenger RNA of Aspergillus novofumigatus IBT 16806, 816 nucleotides long. Its product is annotated as glycoside hydrolase. Bases 1 to 816 code for a protein of 271 amino acids. Gene Ontology annotation, cellular component: extracellular region. The transcript has 12 exons. The record is from RefSeq and is a predicted model, not a curated record. NCBI's taxonomy places the organism in Eukaryota, Fungi, Ascomycota, Eurotiomycetes, Eurotiales, Aspergillaceae. Gene Ontology annotation, molecular function: chitin binding; chitinase activity. Gene Ontology annotation, biological process: chitin catabolic process; carbohydrate metabolic process.